AUGGCCAUCAGAAAGAGAUGCUUGUUUUUAGGAUUUCUUGCAUUUUUAUGGACUGAAUUGAGUGCUGAAAACAAUACAAAGAAUGCAACAUGCAGGCUGUUGGGCAAGUUUGACUUGACUGGAUAUGUAGAUGCCAAAAACCAUUCAAUGGUUAUUGGAGGAUUGUUUCCUGUACACUCCAGGACCAUCCCUACAAAUGAGUCUAUUUUGGAGCCAAUAUCAGCCAAGUGUGAAGGGUUUAACUUUCGCGGUUUCCGCUGGAUGAAAACCAUGAUCCACACACUCAAGGAGAUUAAUGAAAGGAAGGAUAUUUUGCCCAACCACACUCUGGGCUAUCAGAUCUUUGACACCUGCUUCACCAUCUCCAAAGCAAUGGAGUCAGCCUUGGUAUUCCUUACAGGGCAGGAAGAAAACAGGCCUAAUUUCAGAAACAGCACUGGAAAAUAUCUGGCAGGAAUUAUUGGAUCAGGAGGAUCAUCCUUAACAGUUGCUGCUUCGAGAAUUCUAGGGUUGUAUUUCAUACCUCAGGUGGGCUAUACUUCAUCUUGCUCACUUCUUAGUGACAAAUUCCAGUUCCCAACUUAUGUUCGCACAGUAGCCAGUGAUAAAAUCCAGUCUGAGGCUAUGGUAAAUCUUAUCAAGCACUUUGGUUGGGUCUGGGUAGGUGCUAUUGCAGCUGAUGACGAUUAUGGAAAAUAUGGAGUAAAAGCUUUCAAGGAAAAAAUGGAGAGUGCCAACCUCUGCAUCGCGUUCUCUGAAACCAUUCCCAAAGUCUACUCUAAUGAGAAGAUGCAAAAGGCUGUUAAUGCCAUAAGGAGCUCCACUGCCAAAGUCAUCGUGUUGUAUGCCUCUGAUCUUGACCUCAGUCCUUUUGUGCUGGAAAUGGUUCACCACAACAUAACUGGCAGAACAUGGAUAGCAAGCGAAGCAUGGAUUACCUCAGCCCUCAUUGCAAGGCCUGAGUAUUUCCCAUAUUUUGGUGGAAGUAUUGGAUUUGCCAUACCAAGAGCUGAUAUACCAGGAUUAAAGGAAUUUCUUUACAAUAUCCAUCCUAGCAAGGAUCCAAACGAUGUCUUGACCAUUGAGUUCUGGCAAACUGCUUUUAACUGCACCUGGCCCAAUAGUAGUGUUCCAUACAACAUUGACCAUAGAAUAAAUAUGACUGGUAAAGAAGACAGGCUGAAUUCCAUGUCUGAUAAGCUCUGUACUGGAGAGGAGAAGUUGGAAGAUCUUGAAAAUACCUAUCUGGAUGUGUCUCAGCUGAGAAUCACGAACAGUGUGAAAAAAGCUGUUUAUGCUAUGGCUUAUGCUCUGGACCAUCUAAGUAGAUGUGAAGAAGGGAAGGGACCAUUCUUUCCAAACAAGCAUUGUGUGUAUAUACCUGACUUUGAUCCUUCACAGCUAAUGUACUAUAUAAAGACACUUAAGUUUACAGCCCAUGAUGGACACCAGAUAGAGCUUAAUGAUGCUGGAGAUGUGAUAAAUGGACAUUAUGAUAUCCUAAAUUGGCAACUAGAUGAUAAUGGAAAGAUUUCCUUUGUGCCAGUUGGAAAAUACACAUUCAAACAUUCUAUGUUUGAGCUCAUUCUCCCAAAGAAUUCUACAAUAUUUUGGAACACUAAUUCAUCAAAGCGCCCCCAUUCAGUGUGUACUGAUGUGUGUCCUCCUGGAACUCGAAAGGGGAUUCGACAUGGGGAACCAAUAUGCUGCUUUGAUUGUAUCCCAUGUGCUGAUGGACAUGUGUCAGAGAAACCAGGUCAAAGAGAAUGUGAUAAGUGUGGAGAAGACUACUGGUCUAAUGCACAAAAGAGCAAGUGUGUGCUGAAGGAGGUGGAAUUCCUUGCUUAUGAUGAGGCCCUGGGGUUCACCCUUGUUAUCCUCUCCAUCUUUGGGGACCUUGUGGUAUUGGCAAUCUCAGUAGUGUAUGUGAUCUAUAGGCACACUCCACUGGUGAAUGCCAAUGACAGGGUGCUGAGCUUUCUCAUCCAGAUGUCUCUUGUCAUCACAAUGCUGUCAUCUAUGCUGUUCAUUGGCAAACCGUACAACUGGUCCUGCAUGGCCCGCCAGGUCACUCUGGCACUGGGAUUCACUCUUUGCCUGUCUUCCAUUCUUGGAAAGACAAUUUCACUGUUUUUUGCCUACAGGAUUUCUGUAUCCAAAACCAGAUUUACAUCCAUGCACCCCCUUUUCCGAAAAGUCAUUGUGCUAAUCUCUGUUCUGGCUCAGGUUGGCAUAUGUGUGGCUUACUUGGUGUUGGAGCCACCAUGGGUAUACAAGAACAUGGAAUCUCAAAACAUAAAGAUUAUUUUUGAGUGCAAUGAGGGUUCUGUAGAGUUCUUGUGCAUCAUAUUUGGGGUUGAUGUUUUCCUGGCCUUACUGUGCUUUCUUACAACCUUUGUGGCUCGCCAGUUGCCAGAUAAUUAUUAUGAAGGAAAAUGCAUCACUUUUGGGAUGCUGGUCUUUUUCAUCGUCUGGAUCUCAUUUGUCCCUGCUUACCUCAGCACCAAAGGCAAAUUCAAAGUGGCUGUGGAAAUAUUUGCCAUUUUGGCAUCCAGCUAUGGUUUGUUAGGCUGUGUAUUUGCUCCCAAGUGCUUCAUUAUUUUGCUGAGGCCAAAGAGGAACACUGAAGAAACUGUUGGUGGAAGAGUCCCCACUGUUGACAGGAGCAUUCAGCUGACUUCAGCUUCUGUGAGCAGUGAGCUUAACAACACCACUGUGUCCACUGUCCUGGAUGACUAG
Molecule: messenger RNA, 2739 nt
Organism: Jaculus jaculus (lesser Egyptian jerboa)
Lineage: Eukaryota; Metazoa; Chordata; Mammalia; Rodentia; Dipodidae
Product: vomeronasal type-2 receptor 1-like
Exons: 6
Coding region: 1-2739 (912 amino acids)
Biological process (GO): G protein-coupled receptor signaling pathway
Cellular component (GO): membrane
Molecular function (GO): G protein-coupled receptor activity; olfactory receptor activity
Source: RefSeq, a predicted model, not a curated record